ACAAAAUGUGUGGCGACUAAACAUGCUGAAUCGCUCGAGGCAGGAUGUUACAUACUCCCGUCCUGAGAGGUAUCAAGUGCGCUUUUGCGCCUCGUAAUUUUUCAAAUCGUAUUCGCGAAGGGCUGCACUGUCCGCAAAAAAGUGCAUCGGCCAAGCACCUCUACGGCACUCGUCAGAGGAACGUCAGGCCCCUCGCUGAAGUACCUGAGAGCAAACAGGAAAUCGCGGGAAAUAGCCGAUCUAAGGACUUCAAAUCCAUGCCCGUUGAUCCCGGGAUUUUGAACUUUAUCGACUCUGCCAAAUUAGGAAAAAGGCGCCUGCCUAUGCACAGAGGAGCAGCUAAAGGGGUCAAACCUUUGGAUCUUUCUAGAAUCGUCCCGACUGAAGUCGACCAACUUUUUUCCCAUCGCACGGUCAAAUUCCUCGCGGCGGCGAACUCGCCUGGUUCUUUCCCACAAGAUGGACUUCCGGAGAUAUGCUUUAUUGGACGCAGCAACGUUGGUAAGAGCAGCUUACUCAACGCUCUCUGUAACGCCGCCGUUGCGAAGACGUCAGCAAGACCGGGCUUUACUCAGACGCUCAACUGGUUCGUUUUUUGUAACUCCAUGCACCUUGUAGACCUCCCGGGGUACGGCUUCGCCUUUGCCAAUGCAGAAAAGGUGUGCAACUGGAUCGAACUCGUUAAACUAUACCUGUCUUCCAGGUCCUCUCUCAAGAAAUGUAUGGUUCUCAUCGACGCUCGUCAGCCUUUCAAACAAAGUGACCUUGACUUGCUUGACUUUCUGGAACGGGCCUGCCGCAUCCCCUACCAGGUGGUCCUGACCAAGGCGGAUCUUGUCACACCCGCGGACCUGGCGAAAAGAUGGCAGUUGGCUAGAGCGGAAAUGGAAUCGAGAUCUAGAGGAAGCAAGACCGUUCACAUGGUCAGCUCUAAAAAUAAAGCCGGCAUAUCUUACCUGAGGAAAGAAGUAGCCAAUCUCAUCCGUCCAGAACACAAAAAGGAGAUCGCCAAAAGGAUGCGAGCUAAGGACGAAGAGAUCAAAGAAAAAGAGAAAAUUUUGGAGCAAGACAAACUCAAAAGUAGAUCUGUAUUGUUUAAAAAGCUCAAAAAAAUACGCAAACGUCUAAUUGUCUCGCCAAAACCAAGAAAGCGUGUGUCUUAGAUGGAGGUACUGGCGCUUAUGUUGCAGGAAUUCCAUGCUCGCCGUCCAGGCGCUUGAGUCAUCAUCACGCCUGAAUAAAUAGAGAAAGUUUCAUGACAAAAAAACGACACUUUUGAAAAACCUGCCAACGCUUGUGCAAAAACUGCCGAAGUCCUCGAACUUAAACCAACCAGUGCUUUGACGGCAAAAAGAACUGGGACCCUAGGAUUUUUGGUUUAGCUAUCGCGAAGCGCUGCGAUCUGGUUUUGGCCACUCGUCCUCUCUCCGAAUUCGCAACAUAUGAAAUGACAGAGAACCCUGUCGAUCGUGGGUACGAAGCGAGCCGCGCUGACCCGCUUUCCUGCUUCGGUUGCGUAUCGAACCACACACUCUAGUUCAUGACGAAUGUGCAGAGAGAGCGCCUCAGGGACAACGUAGGUUUAGACACGUCUUCGAUCUUGGUACAUUUUCAACAGUUGCGUCUCAGUCCCACGAUCUGAGGCCACUAGAUGCAGGGGUCCCGGGCCACUUUUUUAUCAGAAACUGUCUAGUCAGGACAUUUAGAAAUUUCUUUUUGUAUUUUUCUUCGACUCUUAGUCUGAGUGCCGGUGGGUUGAACUCAUUUAGUUCGAAUUUCUGCAUGAUAGA
Schistocerca gregaria is the source of this 1790-nucleotide messenger RNA. Its product is annotated as probable GTP-binding protein EngB. NCBI's taxonomy places the organism in Eukaryota, Metazoa, Arthropoda, Insecta, Orthoptera, Acrididae. The coding region runs from base 45 to 1163 and encodes 372 amino acids. Gene Ontology annotation, molecular function: GTP binding. The transcript has 2 exons. The record is from RefSeq and is a predicted model, not a curated record.